UUAAAUUAUUGUGACAAAGAUGUCUGCGCCCAGCAGGUAAAGGGGUUUUUCUUCGCACAACGGGGAAUUUGAUUCAUUGAUCUACGUCUUAAAAAUUACCCAAACAUAUACUGUAUCAGGAAGUAAGUAAGUCUGUGUGACCUUUGACCAUGUCCCGUGUUGCCAGAACAGCAAAGGAUACUGGGAAGAAGGUAGUUCAUAGCAAUGUGAUAAAGACUUACAUCAAAGCUGGUCGAGCGGCACCUGGUCCUCCCCUUGGGCCUGUACUGGGACAAAGAGGGAUUCCCAUCGGACAGUUUUGUAAGGACUUCAACGAGAAAACCAGUGGUAUUAGGGACGGAAUACCAUUACCUACAGUUAUUAGAAUAAAUUCCGAUAGAAGCUACACAUUAGAAAUCAAUAAGCCGCCAGUGUCAUACUUUAUCAAGUCAGCGGCAGGUGUGUUGAAGGGUGCGCAUAAACCAGGUGAGACAAAAACACAUUUAAAUUUAUUUAUCCUAAAUAAAGUAUUGGUAAAAAUUUGGUAUAAUUUAUUCAAAAUAUUAACACAUCUGGAUAACAGAUACAGGUCUCUCCAAUGAAAGACCACUUUUUUG
Molecule: messenger RNA, 596 nt
Organism: Anneissia japonica
Lineage: Eukaryota; Metazoa; Echinodermata; Crinoidea; Comatulida; Comatulidae
Product: 39S ribosomal protein L11, mitochondrial-like
Exons: 4
Coding region: 150-581 (143 amino acids)
Biological process (GO): translation
Cellular component (GO): mitochondrial large ribosomal subunit; ribosome
Molecular function (GO): large ribosomal subunit rRNA binding; structural constituent of ribosome
Source: RefSeq, a predicted model, not a curated record